This is a messenger RNA of Trichoderma breve, 567 nucleotides long. RefSeq lists its product as uncharacterized. Gene Ontology annotation, biological process: thiamine metabolic process. NCBI's taxonomy places the organism in Eukaryota, Fungi, Ascomycota, Sordariomycetes, Hypocreales, Hypocreaceae. The record is from RefSeq and is a predicted model, not a curated record. Gene Ontology annotation, molecular function: ribonucleoside triphosphate phosphatase activity. The coding region runs from base 1 to 567 and encodes 188 amino acids. The transcript is spliced from 2 exons.
AUGACAGACCAGGCGGCUACCCGUGUCACCCGAGUCAUUGUGGCCUCACGCAACAAUGUCAAGAUCUCAGCCGCAAGGGAGGCCUUUGGUGGCAUGUUUCCGUCUGCAGAAUUCUCCUUCACCGGUCUCAACGUGCCAUCCGGCGUUGCUGACCAGCCCAUGACGGAUGCAGAAACCCUGCAGGGCGCACGAAACCGAGCUCGCAACGCCCGCGACGCAGAGCCCCAGGCCGAUUACUGGGUUGGCAUUGAGGGCGGCGUUGACGACAGCGGGGAUGCCAUGGAGACUUUUGCCUGGGUCGUUGUGCUGGGCAGGACGGAACGCAUGGGGAGAGCGCGAACAGCUGCAUUCUUCCAGCCAGAAGAGGUAGCAAGACUGGUCCGCGGAGGUAUGGAGUUAGGACCGGCGGGCGACCAGGUCUUUGGAAGCGAGAACUCGAGAGCGCAUUCCGGAUCUAUCGGACUGUUGACUGGGGAUUUGAUCAAACGGUCUGCAUAUUACGUGCCGGCGGUGAUUGGAGCCUUGAUACCAUUCAGGAACUUGACACUGACGUUUACCGAUUUUUGA